This is a messenger RNA of Acaulospora morrowiae, 588 nucleotides long. NCBI's taxonomy places the organism in Eukaryota, Fungi, Glomeromycota, Glomeromycetes, Diversisporales, Acaulosporaceae. The record is from the annotation of a GenBank genome assembly.
UCGCUUCGCCACCAAAACAGCAAUAGCGAACUCUCACACUCGAAGAAACAACUGCAACCACAAUCACCGAACGUAAGCGGUAGGAUGACACCAAGUAGGCAUGGUCAUCGACCAAGCAUAAGUUCGAUUUCAGUUGCAUCGGUUGUCGCCGAACGAGAACAAGUUCGUCCUGCAUCACCGGCUCCUUCAAAGGAGUCUCUUUUGAGCAAUCAACCUUCCUCAGAUUUGACGCCUUUAUAUUGUCUGUCACCUCCUCAUAGCCGUCCAAAGCCAGUCACGAAUCCGGCUACAUUACUUACUGAUGAAGUCUGGCAAAACGAUGGGUCGAAGAUGACGAUGUGUCAAGUUGUCAGCACGAGUCAUGUAACAUUCAAUUCAAUCUGUGGCGCCGAAGGCAUCACUGUCGAAGGUGCGGAAAUAUAUUUUGUAGCGCGCACAGCGAUUAUUCAAUGUUAUUGUUUCCUGAUGGCACCGAAGAUUGGGGCGGUGUAUGGUCGAGGGUAUGCGAGGGGUGCUUCAAAAAUAACAAAUGAAUAUGAAAGUCCAACAGAAUAUUCUUUCAGACUAAGGAACAUUGUUAUUCAUUGA